Messenger RNA from Asparagus officinalis (garden asparagus), 1539 nucleotides. Its product is annotated as PIN2/TERF1-interacting telomerase inhibitor 1. The transcript is spliced from 11 exons. Gene Ontology annotation, cellular component: nucleolus. Gene Ontology annotation, molecular function: nucleic acid binding. NCBI's taxonomy places the organism in Eukaryota, Viridiplantae, Streptophyta, Magnoliopsida, Asparagales, Asparagaceae. Gene Ontology annotation, biological process: regulation of ribosome biogenesis. The record is from RefSeq and is a predicted model, not a curated record. The coding region runs from base 28 to 1128 and encodes 366 amino acids.
UCUCAGAGAACAUUGCAAUAAGGAGCCAUGGCCUCGCCUGAAGCUCCCCUGUGCUACGCCGGCGUCGCCAGGCAAUCCGCCGCCUUUCGCCUCAUGAAACAAAUGGGAUGGGAAGAAGGUGAAGGCCUUGGCAAAGAGAAGCAAGGGAUUAAAGGACAUGUUAGAGUUAAAAACAAACAGGACACCAAAGGUGUAGGUGUUGAUAAGACUAAUAAUUGGGUUUUUGAUACCUCUCAAUUUGAUAACAUUCUUAAAAGACUGAAAGUGCAAGUUGCUGAUCCAUCUGAUAAAGAACUUGUGGAAACAAAUACUGAGCAAGAAAAUUCUCAAAAAGACACCUCUGUUGUGGAUCAAGCUACGAAGGUUACUAGGCCACAAGGAAGGUAUAAGAAGAGAGAAAGGGGUAAGAUUGUGAAUGCAUAUUCCGAAAAGGAUCUCCAAGGAAUUCUUGGGAAAAGUAGUGAAGAGGGUUUGCAGAUGGAUCUAGUUGAAGAUUGUGAGCCGGUAUCACUAGAAGUGUUUGACUCCACUACAUGCAAAGAAGGCCCUAGAGAUGAAGAGGAGUUAGCGCAGUGGUGGGGUCACAAAUAUGGAUUCGUCUCUGGAGGUUUUCUUGGAAGCCAAUCUCGAACCAGUAAAUCCAGAUUAUUGAAAAACUCCUCAGAUACGAGAAAGCCAUUUGCUGAAGAAGAUCAAGAGAAUUUAUAUAAACUUGUCCAGGAUAAAGCUACGUCAGGAAAGCAGGGGCUUGGCAUCAAAGGUCAACCAAAGAAGGUAGCAGGUUGCUACUGGAAAGGGAAAAAGACCAGUUUUGAUGACAGCGAUGGUGAAAUCUCUGCUGAUUCCAAUGGUUCCGCAAAACGGAAAAGAACUGAGGAUUUGGAUAAAGUGACAAAUCCUGAACCUAAAACUAAGCUAAAAAAAAUGUGCAAGCAACUUCUUCGUCAGGCUCCUUCUCAAUCUUUGAAGUUAAAGAAGCUUAAACUUCUUGUGGAAGCUCAUUCAGGGUCUGCUUUUGCUAACUUUUCGUCAAGUCGUGAAGCUAUUUCUUACUUGAAACAAAAGUUGGAAGGCAGCAGGUCCUUCCAAAUACAGGGUAAGAAAGUCUCUCUUCUUCAAGACAACUGAAAAUUUUGCUUCGCUCAGCUGCGAGAUGCCAGGCACUUCUAUGGCGUUUAUAAGAGCUAAUACAUAAUCGAGACCAGAAUAGAAGAGCUAAUACAGAAUCGAGAUCAGAAUAGAAACGGCGAUUAUUUUUUUGCCCUUGUUUUACCAUGAUUAAGGUUCAUAUGCUUAUAAGCGGUUUCUACACUCAAAAUAAUUUGCCUAGUUUAGUGGUUUUGUGAAUCGCAUUGUGUAACAGAGGAAAAUUUUGUGUAAUCUAAUGUGUGUUAUGUUGGUAAAGAUGCUGACUGAGCAGCUGAGUGAUGAGAAAUUGCAUUUAUUGAACUUCUUGUUUAGUGACAUGUUGGAUGAAUCUCCUUUGUGUGGUUGUUUGUUUUUUUAUAUCCUAAACUAUGAAAAUCAAUUGUUGGUCAA